Molecule: messenger RNA, 258 nt
Organism: Penicillium macrosclerotiorum
Lineage: Eukaryota; Fungi; Ascomycota; Eurotiomycetes; Eurotiales; Aspergillaceae
Exons: 1
Coding region: 1-258 (85 amino acids)
Source: RefSeq, a predicted model, not a curated record
AUGCAACCUACCAGCCAUCAAGGACUCUUUCCAGACCGAACGAAAGACCCCGUUUCUACCCAGACCUCCUCUUCCAGCCAGCCGCAUGAAUCACCAGAUCCAAGUCCCGAAGCUCCAUCCCAGCAGUCGUGGAAGCCCCGAUUCGACCGGCGACAAAGCUGGAGCAAUGAAGACCACAAGCAUCAGCUGCAGGAACGGCUCCUUGAUGUGAAGAGUGGCCAGCAAGCCGGGUUCACCGAGACUGGGACCGGACGCUAA